Talpa occidentalis (Iberian mole) is the source of this 2531-nucleotide messenger RNA. It is a transcript of the gene EXOC3L1, whose product is annotated as exocyst complex component 3 like 1. Lineage: Eukaryota; Metazoa; Chordata; Mammalia; Eulipotyphla; Talpidae. The transcript has 14 exons. Gene Ontology annotation, biological process: exocyst localization; exocytosis. Gene Ontology annotation, molecular function: SNARE binding. The record is from RefSeq and is a predicted model, not a curated record. Gene Ontology annotation, cellular component: exocyst. The coding region runs from base 234 to 2471 and encodes 745 amino acids.
CAGAGGCUUCCUUGGGAAGAGGAGGUGUAGGACAGAGCUCUGGAGGGAGUACGAGCUCUGCUGCCAGGAGGCUGGGGGAGAGGGCCAGCCUCAAGGCCAAGGCUGCGGGGGAGGGAGAACCGAAAGCCUGGUCAAGCCUGAAGGGCCUAGACCAAGGCUGCGGCUCAAAGGAAUAUCCCCUCUGCCUGCUCCAACCCAGACCUACCUCAGCUCCGGCUCCUCCAGGGCUGGCCAUGGACUCUGCGGCCAGGGACAACAUGCAGCCUGAGCUUCCCCCUGGCUCUUCCUGCCCAGGAUCUGAGUGGCCAGAGCAGGAGAGGGCAGAGCAGUUGGCCCGGGGUGCUGCGCUCAAGUGGGCAUCAGGCAUCUUCUACCGGCCAGAGCAGCUGGCCAGGCUAGGCCAGUACCGAAGCCGUGAGGUGCAACGUACCUGCUCCCUGGAAGCACGGAUCAAGUCAGUGGUGCAGUCAUACCUGGAGGGCGUGAAGACUGGUGUGUGGCAGCUGGCCUGGGCCCUGGAGGCGGUUCAGGGAGUCCGGGAGACCCUGGGCCAGGCCCGGGGGUUGCUUCAGGACAUGGCUGAGGCUGCCCAGACCCUGGAGCCCCUGCGGGAGCAAGUUGCCCAGCACAAGCAACUGCAGGCCCUGUCUCAGCUACUGCCCCGGCUGCGGGCAGUGCCAGCUGCAGUGGCCCACACGCAGGCCUUGAUUGAUAGCCAGCGCCUCUUAGAGGCCUAUGUGAGCCUGCGGGAGCUGGAGCAACUUCAAGAGGAGACCUGGGCACCUCUGGGAGGUCUGGAGCUGCCAGUCUUCGAGGGAUUGGGACCCUUGGCUGAGGCACUGGGCCAGGCAGUGGAGGCAGCUGCAGGGGCUGCAGGACAGCUGGCACGGCAGGACCCAGCCUUGCUGGUGGCUGCUGUGCGUGUGGCAGAGGUGGAGGCUGGGCGCACAGCCUCUCAGGGGCAAGCCCCCCGGGACUGGCGACUGCGCUGUCUGCGGGCACUACAGGAGGGCCUGGAGCGGGCCCACUUUGGGACACCCCUGCUGCCUGGGCCAGGAGCCCUAGCAGGGUGGCUGGAGACUCUUCAGGUGGCCAUACCAGCUGAGCUGGCCACAGCCGAGGCACUCAUAGCACCCUGCUGCCCACCACACUACAAAGUGGUCCGGCUGUGGACCCACACCCUGCACAGUGGCCUGCGCCGCCACCUGCAGCAACUCCUGGAAGGGCCCGCUGAGCUGGGAGCUGCCGACGCCUUCACCUUGCUGCAGUGGGCACUGAAUGUGUACCUGGGCCCAGAAAUGAUGGGGAGUCUGGAACUGGGGCCUGAGGCUGAUGUGUCUCAGCUGGAGCCCCUCCUGACCCUGGAGAACAUUGAGCAGCUGGAGGCAACAUAUGUGGCAAAAGUCCAGGCAAGUGUGGCCCAGUGGCUGCAGAAGGCUCUGGACGGGGAGGUAGCUGAGUGGGGCCGAGAGCAGGAGCCAGACACAGACCUGACUGGCUUCUACCAUUCACCAAUGCCCGCCAUCGUGCUGCAGAUCCUGGAAGAGAACAUUCGAGUGACCUGUCUGGUCAGUGAGUCACUGCAGCGGCGGGUGCACGGCAUGGCGCUCUUCGAACUGGGCGCAUUCCUGAGGAGCUUCAGUGAUGCUCUGAUUAGAUUCUCCCGAGGUCACCUCAGGGGGGAAGCAAUGGCACCUCAUUAUGUGCCCUACCUACUGGCUGCUCUCAACCACCAAUCAGCACUCAGCUCCUCCGUGUCCGCCCUGCAGCUCGACAGGCUGGCGUCAGGGGCCUUGGCUCCGGUGGAGGCGGCGCUGGACGAGUUGCAGAGGAGGAUCUGCCGCCUGGUGUUGGAGGCGCUGCUGGGGGAGCUUCAGCCUCUGUUCGUGGCUCUGCCUUCGCGCCGGUGGUUGUCGAGUUCGGAACUGCUGGACGAUGUGUGCGCACGGACGGCGCGCUUCUGCAGGGACUUUGCGCACGUACGGAGCCCGGCGGCCCAGCUGCUGCUGGAGGAGGUGGAGCGCGCCGUGGUGCUGCAGUACCUGCGCGCGCUGAUGCAGGGCCGCCUCGUGUGCCGCUGCGCCGACGAGCGCGCCCAGGCGGCGGAGCGCCUGCGGCAGGAUGCAACUCAGCUUCAGGAUCUUUUCCAGGGUUUGGGCUUGGAGGCGAGCAUUCAGUGCGUGCCGGUGCUGCUCGCCCUGCGGGAGCUGCUGAGCCUCCGCGACCCCACGCUGCUCGGCCUCGAGGUGGCCGGCCUGCGGCAACAGUUUCCCGACGUGAGCGAGGAUCACGUCUCCGCCCUCUUGGACCUGCGCGGGGACGUUUCUCGAGAGCAGCGCCUGGCGGCACUCAGCUCCCUGCAGGCCGGCCCGCACCCCUCGCCCCCCGCGGGGCGCCGCGCGCUCUUCAGCCUGGUGCCGGCACCUACCCCCGCGCUGUCCUCCUGCCUGUCCUCGGGGCCCUGCGCCUGACGCGCGGCCGCCCCGCCGCGGAAUAAAGCCCAGGCCCCGUGUCCCUGAAGCGUGUGUGCU